AUGCCACUAAACCCGGGGUCCCCCUCCCUCGCCCGCCCGAGGUUUUAUUCAGAUGGCCACCCGAGACCGCACGCAGCGCGGCACUUCCGCACUCCCCGAUCGGCAGGCAAUCGCGCAACUGAUAGCGCAGUGGGCGCUCAUCGAGACACGACUCCGCCGGGUGCCAAGAUGCAGCGCGGGGGCACGCGCAAGGAGCGGCUGCUGCGCGCCAAGAUGAUGAAGAAGAAGCUGGACGACGACAACUCGCCGCUGGGCGCGGGCGCCAGCACGUUCGAGGACAUCCUGCAGAUGUCGGACCUGUCGGAGCAGUCGCUGCUGGCCAACCUGCGCAAGCGCUACGAGCACGAGCUCAUCUACACGUACGUGGGGCCCAUCCUCAUCGCCAUCAACCCGUACCAGCAGCUGGGCGACGCCUACAGCGAGAAGAAGAUGACCGAGUACUACGGCAAGGCCAUGGGCAUGCUGCCCCCGCACGUCUUCGCGCUGGCCGACCACGCCUACACGCAGCUCAUCCAGGGCGGCGCGCUGGACCCGGCCAACCAGAGCAUCAUCAUCAGCGGCGAGAGCGGCUCGGGCAAGACCGAGACCACCAAGAUCAUCAUGCAGUACCUGGCGCGCGCCACGAGCUACCGCAAGGGCCCCGACGGCGAGGGCGUGGCCCCCCUGCUGGCGGGCGCGGACAACGCGCUGCGCGAGCGCCUGCAGCUCAAGACGCCGCACGACUACGAGUACCUGCGCAAGAGCGAGUGCUUCAGCAUCCACUCGUGCGACGACGCCAAGGAGUUCGCCACUACCAAGAGGUGCAUGGAGACCAUUGGGAUCACGGAGGACAGGCAGGAGAUGGUGUUCGAGCUGCUCGCGGCCGUGCUGCAGCUCGGCAACUUGCAGUUCGCUAUGGAGAACGACACAUGCGUGACCGUCGGCGACGACUCGGCCAAUGGCAUGAAGCUCGUGGCGUCGCUGCUCAAGGUGAGCGAGGACGCGCUGUCCAAGGCGCUGCUGACGCGCCAGCUUUACGUGGGCGGCAAGGUCAUCGUGCAGCAGCAGAACUCGGAGCAGGUGCGCGACAAGCGCGACGCGCUGGCCAAGGGCAUCUACUCGUCGCUCUUUCUGUGGCUCGUGUCCGAGCUGAACCGCACGAUCUCGCGCAACCAAGAGAAGUGGGGCUUCAUCGGCGUGCUGGAUAUCUACGGCUUCGAGAAGUUUGAGUGGAACACGUUCGAGCAGCUGUGCAUCAACUACGCCAACGAGAAGCUCCAGCGACACUUCAACCAGCACAUGCUCGAGGUGGAGCAGAACGACUACGCGAAGGAGGGCAUCGACUGGAAGCACAUUGACUUCGAGGACAACCAGGAGUGUCUGGACCUGAUCGAGAGCAAGGUGAACGGCAAGCCCGGCAUCUUCAUCUCGCUGGACGACAACUGGCGGCUCAAGGGCGAAGAGGCCAACAAGAAGUUCGUGUCGAACCUGCACAACUCGUUCGGUCGCACGUCCAGCGGACACUCGAGCAGCAAGAACAAGUUCUAUGUGCACCCGAAGAUGGACGCGGACUUGCACUUUGGCAUCAAGCACUACGCCGGCGAGGUGAUCUACGACGCCAGCGGCUUCAACGACAAGAACAAUGAGACGUUGAACGACGACAUGAAGGAGCUCAUCCGACAGUCCAAGAGCGACUGGCUUCGCGGAAUCUUUGACCUGAACAUGCAGUCGAUCGAGGCCAUUCCUGGCAACAAGCCGCAGCAACAGCACUCGAUCUCUCGGCGCCCGAAUGAGAUGAAGGGCAAGGGAGCACAUCAGCAGGGAAAUAAGUCGCGCAACAUCCGCGAGGUGUCUGUGAGCGCCCAGUUCCGGUACCAGCUCCAGGAGCUCAUGGGCAAGAUUUCUCUCGCAAACCCUCGGUAUGUGCGUUGCAUCAAGCCGAACGAGUUCAAGCGUCCGAGCGAGCUUAACGACCAGGACUGCGCGCGUCAGCUCAAAUACUCCGGUAUGAUGGAGGCGAUUCAGAUCCGUCAGCGUGGUUUCGCUCUGCGUGAGGACCACGACGUGUUCUUUUACGACUACCAGUCUCUCGCGCCUGACGCUGAGAACGUCAAGGAGCUUGUGGAGGAAAUCUCGUCUAUGCUGGGUGCAGGUAAGGAAGAGUGGCAGCUGGGCAAGACGAAGGUGUUCCUGAAGAGGGCCAUGGCGUUCAAGUUGCGAAAGCUGGAGGUGCUGCGGUGCAAGUCUGCCGCACGUGCUAUCCAAAAAUGGGUUCGUAACAUGGCGAGGGCUGAAGCUGCUAUCGUGAUUCAAACGAAGGCUCGACAGUUCGUGGCGAAGCGACGACUGCAGCGACUGCGUCGUAGUGCCUACCGUGUGAUGUACAUUCUUCGUAUGCGUGUCGCCAUGAGCAAGUACCAGCGGUUGCGUGCGGAGUACCGUCUUCAGAACGAAAAGGCUGUAGUUGUGCAGAAAAUUGCGCGUGGAUACUUGAUUCGUAAGCGGGACUUGCUUCAUCCGUUUGGAGGAAUGGGUCCGAAGGAAUUAGACGCAAAGAUCGUGGAGAUGGAAAAGGCCAUUGAAGAUGCAGCACUGAGCAAGCAGUUCGAACUGUGUGCAAACUUGCAGCUGGAACUGGAAAAAAUCGUUGAGGCUCGUAAGAAGGUUCGCACCGCGAAGGAAAUCGACGCCGAGAUCAAGAAGCUGAACGAGGACAUGGAGGCAGCCGCGAUGUCGAAGCAGUUUGGGUUGUGUGCCGAUCUCCAGAAGCAACUUGAGGCGCUGCAGGAAGCUCGUAAGCACGUUAAGGAGGAUCUCAACGAGCUGGAGCCCGAGGAGCUUGACGAGCGCAUUCAUGCGAUGGAAGCUACCAUUGCUGAAGCAAUGGCCGCGCGCGACUUCGGCAAAUGCAGCGAUCUUCAGAUCAGCUUAGAUGCGUUGGUGACUGCUCGGAAGAAAAAACAGACCCCCGAAGAGCUGGAUGCGGAGAUCGAGAGGCUGAACCAGGAGCUUGACAACUUGAUGAAGAAGAAGCAGUUCGACAAGUGCGCGCAGCUUCAGAAGGAUAUUGAUGUUGUCAAGAAGAAGAGGGCGAAGUUCCCUGCUCCAGUUCCGAAAACUCCGACGCCACCGCUUUCUCCGAAGAAGGCAGAGCCGCCGGCAGAGCCAACGCCGCCUCCGUCGCCGAAGAAGGAGACACCGCCGCCGGAAGAGCCUGAACCGCAGCCUGCUACCCCUGUUGCUCCUGCUCCGCCGUCGAACAUGGAUCGCAGCGGUAUUCCGCCUGCGCGUGAGCCCACUCCGGCACCGACCUCCGCUCCUGCUGCUUUCCCUGGUGAGAAGCAGCCUGCGUUUGAGAUUCCUGAGCCUGCUUCUAAGGCGGUCCCGGCUCCUCAGGCAGUCCCUGCCCCGCAGGCAUCUCCUGUUGCGUUAACCCCGGCGCAAUCGUUUGAGGAUUACCCAGCUGCUCCAGUGAAUGACUACCCGGUCCCUCAGGAGGUCCCUACGGCGCCUGCUCCGACGAUGCCCAAGCGACCGCCAGCAAUUUACAACGGCCCUGCUCCGACCAUGAGGAGGGGGGAUGCGAAGCCGCCCACUAUGACUCCGGUGAUGCCGCAACGUCGUGCCCGCUCAGGCUCCAACAGCUCUGCAACCUCUGGACACUCGUUUGCGAGGUCGCACUCGUCGAUGAUGUCGACGUCUUCUAAGACGAAGAAGUCAACGUCUACGUCAGAUCCGUCGCGCACUGUUGCCCGCCUCCGGCCUGCCAAGGCGAUCACGGUAAACGAGGACGCGACAGUGUUAGAAGCUGCUAGAAUGAUGAAAUCCCACCGCGCAGCAGCAGUGCUUGUGACCAAUUGGGAGGGCGCACUGACCGGCAUCUUUUCGGACACUGAUGCCGCUCGUCGUGUGGUUUCCAAGGGCGUGGACUCCGCUAGAAUCACUGUUGGAUCUGUUAUGACGCCGAACCCCAGCUGUGUCAGCCUGGAGGACAGCGCAGUCGAUGCGAUGGACAUCAUGCUGAGCGGAAAGUUCCGCCACUUGCCCGUGAUCAGUUCUCACAGCGGAAACAUUGUCGGAAUUCUCAACGUGGCGAAGUGCUUGCACGAUGCCAUUCGACGAGUGGAGAACAUGUCAUCGUCUCUGCAGCAAGAGCUUGGUGCGAGCUCGAACAAUGUCAUGCUGCGUGGAAUGCUCGAGAAGAUGUUGUCUCCGUCGCUCCAGGAUGUGGUAUCGGCGCCAGGCGAGGUUAUGCCGCCGCUUGUAUACGGAAACAUGACGGUUUAUGAGGCGACGACGUACAUGGCGGAGACUAGACGGCCAGCUCUUGUGGUUUCAUCAAAUCCGGAAUUCCAGGAGCUUAUCGGUAUCUUCACGCCGAAGGACGUGCUGCAUCGCGUCAUUGCGGAGGACUUGGACGUGAACACCACUACGGUUAGUCAGGUGAUGACUCCGAACCCGGAGUCUGCCGCUCCAGAGACGUCGGUGUUGGACGCCUUCCACAUUAUGCACGAUGGCAAGUUCCUGAAUUUGCCGGUGGUGUCUCCGGACUCUGGUGAUAUUAUGGGCGUUGCGGAUGUGCUGUCAAUUAGUUUGGCUUCUUUCGGAGAGGCGCGCGACAUCGGCAAGUUCUUCAACGCUGCUUUCGACUACCAUGACGAUGACACCAACUCGAUCGUGUCAGGCAGGUCUACGUCCAACAUGUCUAAUGCCAGCAAGGUGCGUCAGCAGAAGGACCGCGAUAAGGGCGUCAACGUUCGCCCCGUGUCAAGCCUGCGCCCCCUUCCGGCUAUCACGAUCGACGAAGUUGCGUCCGUUUUUGAAGCUGCUUUGCUGAUGAAGCAGAAGCGAACGGACGCGUUGCUGGUUGUGGAUGAAGCUGGCGGCCUGAAUGGUAUUUUGACCGACACGGAUAUUUGCCGCCGCGUGCUGGCGCUGAACCUGAUUCCCGAGGAGGUGCCUGUGUGCAACGUGAUGACGAGGGACAUCAAGUAUGUGUCUCCCAACGACAGCGCCAUCGACGCGCUGCUUUCGAUGCAGGAGGGACACUUCCGCCACCUGCCGGUUGUGGAUGGCGGCAGCAUCGCUGGCGUCCUGAACAUUGGCAAAUGCAUUUACGAUGUCUCGAAGCGCCUCGAGCACGCUACGCAGUCCACGGACCAGUUGAAAGCAUCACUUGAGAAGAGCGGUAAGUCGUCAACUCUCCAGCAACUACUGGCUCCCAUGUUGGAGAAGCUCGCUACGCCUACUUUAGGGUCUAUCCUGGAGAACGAGACUCAGAAUGGAUCUACCCCUGCUCCGCGUCUUCCGAAGUCGUCCCUGGUCAGUGAUGUGGUCAAGGCGAUGGCAUCGACGAAGAAGGCGGCGCUUAUUGUCGACGACUUCAACUUCGACAAGCUGGUGGGCAUCUUCUCCCCGAACGAGCUCGUGCUGAAUGUGAUUGCGAAGGGAUUGAAGACGUCGGCUACGUAUGUUGAAGAGGUGAUGCAGAACGACCCGGAGAUCGCUACGCCUUCGACGUCUGUGCAGGACGGCUUGCACAUCAUGCACGACUCACGCUGCCUCAACCUGCCUGUGUUGAAGGACGACUCGAAUGAGCUCGUUGGCAUGGUCGAUGUGCUGGACCUCAGCUACGGCACAAUUGAUGCCAUCUACGGCGAGAACCGUGAGCAGAUGCAGGAGUUUUGGAACACGACGCUGCAGCUGGACCAACCUUCUUUGCCUUCGGAAGCUGGCGACCGUGAGCGCACGACGCUGAUGUCCAGGGCUGAACGCGAGGAGAAGAGUCGCACAGUGGCAAAGCUGCGGCCAACCAAGGUGUUGACUGUCUCGGAGUCCACAACCAUUGCGGAGCUGUCUCGGACAAUGGGCCGCAACAAGAUGGACUGCGUGCUGGUCGUGUCGGACGAGGGAAUGCUCAACGGUAUUAUCACGGACACGGAUCUGACGCGCCGUGUUGUCUCGGAGAACAAGCCGCUGGACUCGACACGUGUGGGCGACGUCAUGACUCGUAACCCUGUGUUUGUGUCCAUGGAUGAUCCUGCCAUUGAUGCGCUUAUUUGCAUGUUGGAGGGCAAGUUCCGCCACUUGCCGGUUGUUGAGCGCAAUGGCCCCGUUGUGGGCAUCCUCAGCAUUGCGAAGUGUCUGUACGAUGCUAUCAGGAAGAUGGAGAAGUCGGAGCAGUCGUCGGCAGCGCUGCGUCACACGUUGGAGAAGGAGAUGAAAAGCCGCGUGAAUGGUGGCGCUCGUACCGGUGGUGUUUCCCAGCUCCUUGGAUCGAUGGUGAAUAAGAUGUUCUCACCGGACAUCAAAACGGUGAUCGACGAAGAAGGCAUCGAUCCUCCGCGCGUGCAGCGGUACACCUCUGUCUACGAAGUUUCCAAGCAAAUGUCCAUCACUAAGAAGGCAGCUCUGGUUGUGAACAACCGCGGCCAGUACUGCGGUAUUUUCACCCCCAAGGAGAUGCUGGAGAAGGUGCUUGCCCGUGGACUGCCUGUCCACACGACGCCUGUGUGCGAAGUGAUGCUGGAGAAGGACGUGACUAUCAACGGAGCUACCUCCGUGAUUGACGCUAUGCACACGAUGCAUGAUCACAAGACGCUGUACCUGGCAGUGAUGCAGUCUGAAACGAACAAGCAGCCCAUCGGUGUGAUCGAUGUGCUUUCUCUGAGCUAUGGGUCUUUCGCGAAGGGCAAGCCCAGUGAGUGGAAGUCUUUCUGGAACGCUUCGUUGGAGGCUACCGAUGACGAUGAUGUGUCGUCGCAGCACAGUUUCCGCAGUGGCUUCUCCCACAACCUCGCGCCAAGCAGUGCGGGCAUGAGCCAAAAGGGCCGUCAGGCUAGUUUGGCAACGGGCAAUGUGCGCCCUGUGUCGAAGCUGCGGCCAUCCAAGGCGAUCACGAUUUCGGAGACGUACUCUGUUGCUGACGCUGCGAAGGAGAUGAGCAUUGCGCAGACGGAUGCUGCACUGAUCAUUGGACGUGACGGCGGACUGCUCGGUAUCCUUACCGAUACUGAUGUGACGCGCCGUGUGGUGGCUCUCGGCAACGAUCCGUUUUACGUGAGCGUGCUCGACGCGAUGACCCCGGACCCGAAGUUUGUGGAUGAACGCGAUAGCGCCAUGGAUGCUAUGUUCAUGAUGCUUGAAGGCAAGUUCCGCCAUCUUCCCGUUGUGGACGAAACAGGUAUGGUCGCGGGUAUGCUGCGCAUCCAGAAGUGCCUGUACGACGCCAUCACGCGUAUUGAAAAGGUCCAGCAAUCGUCGAGCGGCUCGCUCCGAGCUCGUCUGGAGAAGCAGCUGCAGGCCACCGGUAUUGGUACUGGUCAAGGUGCGCUGAAGCAGCUUGUGGCCCCCAUGGUGGAGAAGCUUCUUUCGCCCACGGUUGAUUCGAUUCUGGAGGACGAGACGCUCCCUCCGCUCGUGAGCGAGCACGACACGGUGAUGGAAGUGGCGCGUCAGAUGGCUGCGUCCCGCAAGGCCGCGCUCAUUGUGGAGGACCCGAACGGUGACAACAGCUCGUCUGUUAGUGGAGGACACCGCUCUUCGAUUAGCGGAGGCGGCUACGAUAUUGGCACUUCGGCGCUUACUAGAAAGGUGCUGGGUGUGUUCACACCUAAGGAUCUUCUGCUCCGCGUCACGGGUGCUGGUCUGGAUGCUGCUGAGACGACUGUUGGUCAGGUCAUGACGCCUGACCCUGAGACGGCUCCGCCGACCACCAAGCUUGUGGAUGCGCUUCACGUCAUGUAUGAGCACAACUUUCUGCACUUGCCGAUCGUGAACAACGAGACGGACACGAUUGUGGGUAUGCUGGACGUGUUGUCCUUGUGCUACGGUACUUUUGCAAGCGGUGCGGCUGCUGAAAGCGGCAAGCCCAUUGACGAAGACUCGGACUGGCGCUCGUUCUGGGAUGUGUCGUUGGCUCUCGGCCACGACGACGACGACUUCAGCGAACUUGCAAGUAUGACGGGCUCGCGUAUUUCUCGUCGGCGUCCGGGCAAGUACACGGAGAGCCACCACUCGUCGAUGAUGGACCACGUUCCCGAGCCUGAGGGUGCGAUGCGACCCGUUUCGAUGCUGCGACCGCAGGAGGUGACCCGCAUCAACGAGUUUAUCACUGUUGCAGAAGCUGCGAAGCGCAUGCGGCAAGCACGUGUCGAGGCUGUUGUGGUGACGACAGAAGAGGGCGAGCUUCGUGGUAUCCUGACGGACACUGACAUCACGCGCCGCGUGCUGGCCGAAGACAUCGAUCCGGAGAGUUGCUCGGUUGCAUCUGUGAUGACUACCAAGCCUAGCUGCGUGUACAUGGAGGACCAGGCCAUUGAGGCUAUCACUAAGAUGCUCGAGGGCCGGUUCAAGCACUUGCCGGUUCUCGGCUCGGAUGGCACCCCGCAAGGAAUGCUCGACAUUUCCAAGUGCCUCUACGAUGCCAUCACGUGUCUGGAGAAGGUGCAGCAGUCGACGGAGGCGGCAGCGUCCGAGUUCUCGCGUGAUCUCGGCACGGGCUCGAAUCUGCAGCGGCUGCUGGGUCCGAUGAUGGAGAAGAUGGUCCGGCCUACCGUUGGUGACGCGCUUGACGGCGAGAUCAUGCCGCCUGUGAUUAACAUUCACACCACGGCGGCUCGUGCGGCGAAGCUGAUGGCAAACACGAAGAAGGCUGCGAUCGUUCUUGGCGACGAGCAGGAGCUGUGUGGUAUGGUGACGACGAAGGACCUGCUGCGCAAGCUGGUGGCCAAGGGUUUGUACGCCGAGACUACGACCGUUGAGGAAGUGAUGACGAUGGACCCCGACCUGAUGGGGCCCAAUAUGAGCAUCGUGGAUGGUUUGCGCUCGCUGCACGACGCCGGUCAGCUCUUCAUGCCGGUGCUGGCUGACGACGGUGAGAUCCUGGGCAUGGCGGAUGUGAUUUGCCUGAGCUACGGCCAGUUCCAGACUACGUCUGGAGGCACGUCGAACGGCGACUGGCGGCAGUUCUGGCAGACGGCCAUGAACCUGCAGGAGGAGGUUGCGGGAGGUGCGUACGGCGGCAUGAACGACGAUGCUCGCUCCGUGGGUACCAUCGAGGAGUUCGAGCGCGACGAGUACAACGCUUCGACCCCGACGGCGAGUGCUGUGGGCAUCAACGGUGCCGGCAGGUACUCCAACUCGCUGGGUGCGUACGCCGAGCUGGGCGAGAGCGUGUCGGUCGUUAGCGGUGCCAACACUGCAACGACCAGUGUGCUGAUGCAGAAGGUGACGGACGAGAAUACGUUCGUGUUCAAGGUGAGCGAUGGGCCUCAGGGCCACUUCCACCGCAUCAUGUGCCGGUUCAACACGAUGGGUCCGCUGCUGGAGCAGAUUCGCUUCAAGAUGGGGCUGGACGACAAUGAGGCGCUGCGCCUCAAGUACGAGGACGACGAGGGUGAUCUGGCGCUGCUGACGUCCGAUGAGAGCCUCGUGGAGGCUGUUCACAUGGCCCAGCGCGCCGGGUGGAAGCGCCUGGUCCUUGUGGUGGACGUGGUCAAGCGUCCGCAGCACGACGGCAACGGCAGCGUGGUGUCAGUGGCCAGCUCGGCAGCCAGCGGCUCGAACGCCGCCGGCCCCAAGCCGCGCAACCGUCUGCUCACCAAGGUGGAGGAGAUGUCUUCGUCGUCCGAGAGCAGCGACGACGACAGCAGCUCGGAGGAGAUCGUGCGGAAGAAGAGCAAGAAGUCUCGUCGCAGCAAGGGCCGCGACCAGGGCUUCUCACUCCACAGCAACGCCGGCCUCGCGAUCGCUGGCGGAGCUGCCACUCUGGUGAUGGGUCUAGGCGCCAUGGCUCUCAUGCUGCUGCGGCGCAAAUAAACGAUAGGGAAAAGAGAGAAAGAGAGAGAGUUGUAGGAUG
This is a messenger RNA of Phytophthora sojae, 9838 nucleotides long. RefSeq lists its product as hypothetical. Gene Ontology annotation, cellular component: myosin complex. The transcript has 2 exons. Lineage: Eukaryota; Oomycota; Peronosporomycetes; Peronosporales; Peronosporaceae. Gene Ontology annotation, molecular function: protein binding; cytoskeletal motor activity; ATP binding. The coding region runs from base 1 to 9798 and encodes 3265 amino acids. The record is from RefSeq and is a predicted model, not a curated record.